CGGAAGUGAACAGUGACCAAUAACUAUUUCCACGUUAGCGUUUUUAUUGUUAAUAUUUAGAUGUGUAUUACCACCCUGGAACGCAAUAUGACUUAACUGCACAGUAUCACAUACUUAACCCAUGUAGUUUUUUAUUCGCGUUGGAGACAGGACUUGGUUGAUAUGUUAUCUAGGUAACGCUAGCUAGCUAGCUGCUAACAAUGGCCGGUAACUCUAACGGUAUGGUAUUUCACACUCAAAUAGCCUCCAUCAUGGAGGUGCUAGCGAAUGCAGCCGUGGCCGAGAUCUGUAAACUCGUAGACGACGACUAUGCAGUGUUUCGUUUGGAAAUAAGUCAAAGCCAGAAAGAAAACAGGGCAUUGCGGAAGAAAGUACUGGAACUGAAGGUGGCACGGGAACGCGCAGAGAGGACAACACGAGAGCGCGUCCUCGCCAGUCGUGUCAAGAUCGUCGACCGAUACAGAGGAAUGGCAAGAGGUGAAGGACCUCUCACUGCAGGCCACAGGAGCUUUGUGAAGCCAGCUGGACACAAUUCAUGGAGAGUUGACCAACUAAUCACUAUUGAUGAGGGGAGCGGAACCUCAACCCAGCAAGUUAUUGUGAUAGAGUCUGCAGAUGGAGAGGCUGCUGGUCAUGAGGUCAAGCAGGAGAGGUCUGAAGGAGAGGAGGACCCAUGGCACAGCAGAGACAUCCAGACUGGAGUAGCUGGAGCACCCCCUGUAGCCACAGAAGACCCCACCACCGCUCCAGCGCAGCCCAGGACCAGAUGCAGCAUCACGGAGAUCAGUGGAACGCAGAAUGCCGUCCUCAAGUCAGAGACAGACACCAAGACAUUAACUGUACACACAGGAUCUGACCACAGGUCAGACCCAGAGAGACUGGGGCUGAGGAGACUGGGCUGUCCUCCUGCUCCUGGCUCAGAGUAUUUACCGGUAUUUCAACAAAUCCAGAAGAUGGUUCAUUCCCGUGGAGAUGGUAAUGCGUUAGACACUGAAGUUGAUGAUCCGUCUUGUUCUUACGCUACAGAGAUGGACCCUGGCAACAUAUCCUUGGGUUUAGAGACACAGACUGAUCUGUCUAGAGGGGACUGGAACCAGUACAGUAGUAGUGUAUACACUGAAAGUUGCCUAGAUAAGAAAGGGGAGGUUAUAGUUGUAGAUGAGGUGACUGUGAAAGUGGAGAGGGAUGUUCCUCCCACAUGGAAUGCAGAUAGUCACCAAGGAGACAGACACUCACAGGGCAGAGACUUCUUAGAUUACAGGGAAAGCUUAGAGACAAAUCCAAAUGUCACGACUCACUCCCCUUUACACGCGCUCAGGGAUUGCGACCUAGUGUCCACAUCGAUGGGGCAUUCCGAUUCACACCUUUUCGAUCAGGUAUUGAACUCAAACGACUGGGCUAGAGCCCAGGCUCAGGAAGGGGGAGCAACGUCAGGCAAUAGUAAAGAGAAACGGUUCCUCUGCAUGUUCUGUAACAAAGGCUUCAGCUGCCUCCAGAAGGUGGAGAUCCACCAGAGGGUCCACACAGGGGAGAAACCUUACAGCUGUAACCAGUGUGAGAAGAGGUUCUCCCGCCAGGACCACCUGAAAAGGCACCAGAUGGUCCACACAGGGGAGAAACCCUACAGCUGUACCCAGUGUCACAUGCGCUUCGCCCAGGCUGGUCACCUGAAGAUGCACUUGAAGGUCCACACGGGAGAAAGGCAUUUUGCUUGUACGCACUGCGGGAAGAGGUUCUCAGAGAGGAGCUACCUCAGGAUACACCAGCAGAAAAAACAUUCCACUCUAUAAAAUAGAAAGUAACAUUCCACUUGAUAGCUUCUGGCGUUUUGAUCAAACCCUGCAUUUAAGACAAAGAUACAUUUUCAUCAGAAAUUUGGGAUAAUGAGAGUAACACAUUUCAGUGUUGAAUAUUCCUGGGUAGGAUAUUGCAUCCAGACGUGUGAGAUAUAUAAAAGUCUGUUUCAUAUUGUUUGUGCUGUGUAGGCUAUAUGGUGGUCACAAAUUUUCCCAAGACACUUAAUGAAAAAAUGUAUUCCGUUCAUCAAGUUCAUACUGACUUUUAGUUGAGACACGUGUAUGUGUGUUUUUCAUAUGGUGUAUUCAGCUCUUGUUUGUUUAAUAAACACAAAAUGGGACUUUUCAUUC
Salvelinus namaycush (lake trout) is the source of this 2147-nucleotide messenger RNA. RefSeq names its product zinc finger and SCAN domain-containing protein 22-like. The coding region runs from base 201 to 1790 and encodes 529 amino acids. The record is from RefSeq and is a predicted model, not a curated record. Lineage: Eukaryota; Metazoa; Chordata; Actinopteri; Salmoniformes; Salmonidae. Gene Ontology annotation, biological process: regulation of transcription by RNA polymerase II. The transcript has 3 exons. Gene Ontology annotation, molecular function: DNA-binding transcription factor activity; RNA polymerase II cis-regulatory region sequence-specific DNA binding.